This is a messenger RNA of Penicillium alfredii, 951 nucleotides long. RefSeq names its product mitochondrial 54S ribosomal protein uL15m. Gene Ontology annotation, biological process: translation. Gene Ontology annotation, molecular function: structural constituent of ribosome. The transcript has 2 exons. Gene Ontology annotation, cellular component: mitochondrial large ribosomal subunit. Lineage: Eukaryota; Fungi; Ascomycota; Eurotiomycetes; Eurotiales; Aspergillaceae. The record is from RefSeq and is a predicted model, not a curated record. Bases 1 to 951 code for a protein of 316 amino acids.
AUGACCCCCCGGCUCAUGGGGCUGCCAAUCCAGCUGGCCACCCGGCCCUUUCAGCAGGCCUCACCACUGGCCUUCCUCCUGCCGCAAUUCCAGCCAACUCGUCAAGCGCACAUCCUGGCCUCGCUCUCCGACAACCCCUCGGCCUACAACAAGCGCAUCCGGCGAGGUCGUGGUCCGGCCUCGGGCAAGGGUAAGACCUCUGGACGAGGACAGAACGGUCAGAAGCAGCAUGGAAAAGUCCCCGCGCACUUCAAUGGAGGACAGACGCCCGAUGAGGUGGUGCAUGGCGAGCGUGGAGGGAAGAAUCCAUUCUCCGUCGAAAUGGCCCCUAUCAACCUCAACCGCAUCCAGGAGUGGAUCGACCAAGGCCGCAUCAGCGCCGCGCACCCGAUCACCGUCCGCGAACUGACCCAAUCGCGCUGCAUCCACCAGCACAAAGAUGGCGUCAAGCUGCUCGGCGGCAACGACAGCGGCAGCGAAACUGAGUCCACACUGAAGCAGCCCAUCCACCUGGUCGUGUCGCGGGCAUCGGCCUCCGCCAUCGCCGCCGUCGAGGCCACCGGCGGCUCCGUGACCACGCGCUACUACACGCGCCGCGCCAUCGAGCUCAUCAUGAAGCGCGAGAUCCACCCGUUCCUCUCCCGCGCCUGGUCUGCCCAGGCCGCGCCCGAGCCGCUUCUGCACGCCGCCGCCGACAAUGCCGUCGACCCGGACCAACAACAACAACUAGCAGACUCUGUCUUGCCGCCCCCUGGUUUCCGUUACCGUCUGCCGGAUCCCACUCGCCGUCGCGAUAUCGAGUAUUAUCGUGAUCCUGCGCACCGCGGAUAUCUGAGCCAUCUGCUGAAGCCUACCGAGGGUCCCAGUUUGUUCUUCCGCUCGCCUGAGGACCGGAAGAUGACGGCUGGUUCGAGGAAGGAGAAGGUCUUGCCUGCGAACCGUCUCUGGUAG